GCUGAAAACUAAAGAAGAAGAGUGGCGAGAGGCUCAGCGUGGCUUCAAUAAGAUCUGGAGGGAACAGAAUGAGAAGUAUUACCUGAAGUCUUUAGAUCACCAAGGUAUUAACUUCAAACAGAACGACACAAAGGUGUUUCGCUCCAAGAUGCUGCUCAAUGAAAUCGAGACUCUUUAUGAUGAGCGGCAAGAGCAGGCUUCAGAUGACAAUGCCGCCCCUCCCUCAGGCCCUCACAUGACCUUCAUGUACGAUGACAGCCAGAUCCUGGAAGACGCGGCUGCUCUCAUCAUCCACCACGUCAAGAGGCAGUCCGGCAUCCACAAAGACGACAAGUACAAAAUCAAACAGAUCAUAUACCAUUUCAUCCCCGACAUGCUGUUCAUCCGACGCGGUGAGCUUUCUGAUGUGGAGGAGGAGGAUGAAGAGGAGACCGAACCAGACGAAGACGGGACUAAAAAGCACAAUGGGACGACAUCAACAAAGUCUAAGCUCCUCUUCAGCCAUACAGCAGCUACCCAGCAGAAGCUGAGUAACUGUGACGAUGCCUACAACCUCUUCUAUGUCAACAAUAACUGGUACAUCUUUCUGCGGCUGCAUCAGAUCCUGUGCUCCCGACUGCUACGGAUCUACGCGCAGGCGGAAAAACAGAUAGAGGAAGAUGCCAGAGAGAGAGAGUGGGAAAGAAACGUGUUGGGACUGAAAAGAGAGAAGAACGACAACCCGGCCAUCCAGCUGCGUUUGAAGGAACCCAUGGACAUUGAUGUUGAAGACCACUACUCUGCCGCCUUAGAGAUGGUGCGAAACCUCCUGGAUGGCAACAUGGAGACAUCUCAAUACGAGGACCAGCUGAGGGAAAUGUUUACCAUCCAUGCCUACAUUGCCUUCACCAUGGACAAACUCAUCCAGAGUAUAGUGAGACAGCUCCAGCAUAUAGUAAGCGAUGAGAUCUGUGUACAGGUGACUGACCUUUACCUUAGCGAGUUUGCCAACAAAGCCACCGGUGGGUCCCUGUCCACCCAAGCUUCUAGAGGAAGUGCCGAAUCAGCCUACCAGCACAAAGCUGAGCAGCUGAUGUCCGACGAAAACUGUUUUAAG
Messenger RNA from Sinocyclocheilus grahami, 1096 nucleotides. RefSeq names its product paired amphipathic helix protein Sin3a-like. The transcript is spliced from 4 exons. The record is from RefSeq and is a predicted model, not a curated record. Lineage: Eukaryota; Metazoa; Chordata; Actinopteri; Cypriniformes; Cyprinidae. The annotation marks the transcript as partial. Gene Ontology annotation, biological process: negative regulation of transcription by RNA polymerase II. Gene Ontology annotation, cellular component: Sin3-type complex; chromatin. Gene Ontology annotation, molecular function: transcription corepressor activity.